AAACACACAUAUAUAACACUGCACAGCAGUAAUUACAUAAAGGAGAAUCACAGAGGAUAGAAAGUAUUUCCGAUGUGGUCUUGUAAGUACUAAACACACCACAAGAUUAAAAACCACACAGCAGCAAGUUCAAACAAUACAAUCAACAUGUAACAGCAGACGGCGGCUUAACUAUCAACAUGCUGCUUUUUCUUGCUGAGUCAUAGUACGUCAAACAUACUAAUGGUCUAUGCCCUCCAGUAACCUGUGGGUUGAAGGAGGGGCAUACUAUAGUCUCAGUAGGCAGGCUUCCAUUGACUAUGAUACAAUGGAAUGCAUCUUGUAGAACAGAUCAAGUGAGGGAGAGAACAGGUACGGACGGGAAUCACCCCUCUCUCAGCUCUCAUGGCUCCACUUCUGCUCCUGUUGUUUCUUCUGUCUGAAGCAGUUUUUGUCAUUGUGGUAACAGUGCACCCUGGAGAUGAUGCCACUCUGCCAUGUGAAGCUGCUGAAUCCUCCAUCAGAGCUGUAGAGUGGACCAGAGACAUCCUGGAGCUAGAGUACGUCCUCUUUUACAGCGAUGGAUACUUAGAAACAGACGAACAGCAUCCAUCCUAUAAGGGCAGGGUGGAGCUGGUGGACAGAGAUCUGAAGGACGGAGACGUGUCUUUAACUCUGAAGAAUGUGAACAUCAACGACCAAGGAAUAUACGAGUGUCGAGUUGCAUCAGGUGGUUCAAGACGGAAAAAGAGAGCCAACAUCGACUCUGAGCCAAUCAGAACCAUCUGGCUGGACGUUACAGUCCCAGGUUCAAACAGCAGACGCCCCAAUGAUGGAAACUCCUCUCCUGUAGGCCUACAGGCUGGAUUGGGAGUAGGUGGUUCACUGCUUCUUGUAGCUGUUGCAGUGGUUUGUGUCCUGAUAUAUAAAAGACAUAAGGACAAGAGAUCAGGAGCGCCUGCAGCUGCAAGAUGAUGAAGCUUCGGCCGAUAAGUUCAUCUGACAACUCACAGUUCUCUUUACAACUGACUGCUUUCUCGUGUGUCGUAUAUUCAACUCUUUCUGUGGUUGUGAGGACAUGUGUAAAUCUGAUCUGAACCAAUAAUUUCACCCUUGCAUUAACUUACUUUUUUCAAGUGAAACUACUGGUACCGGUGCUCACGUGACCAAGACCAAGAUAGCAGCUUAGCUAGAAGGGUCCAAAUAAAACCCCUAACAUGUACUGUUAUUUUUUAACUUAACCUCAGUGUUGUGUCAAAACGUAUUGCAAUCACACAGUGGGGUAUCUUUACUCAAAGACUUAAGACUGGUACUAAAACUAAUGGUACUUUGCCAAGUCCGUCAAGGGUCACAGAAGCUAACAUGGCUAGCUUAGCCGAGGUUCUCAGUCAGUUGAAGUCACGCCGGGCUGACCAAAGUUGGACAAUAUCGACACCCGUCUGACUGACAUGGCGACCUCAAUGGAUACGUUGGACAGUAAAGUGACAAGAUGGUGCCCAGGAAGUCAAAAGCACUAACCCUCCUCUCCAUCGCCUCUCUCUAUAAAGACUUGAAAGUUCAAUAUUCUCAUGUAUAUAGUGUCACCUCAUCAUGUUUAUUUAUCUUGAUUGUUAUAUUUUACUAUUUAAAUGUCCUAUUUUGUUGUUAUUUUAUAUUUUACUAUUUCAAUUUUCAGUUUGUCAUGUCAUAUUGAGAGCUGCUAAACAGUAUUUCAUUGUUAAAAACAACGACAAUAAAGAUCUGUUUUAUUCUA
Messenger RNA from Perca flavescens (yellow perch), 1732 nucleotides. Its product is annotated as myelin-oligodendrocyte glycoprotein-like. The record is from RefSeq and is a predicted model, not a curated record. The transcript has 3 exons. Lineage: Eukaryota; Metazoa; Chordata; Actinopteri; Perciformes; Percidae. Gene Ontology annotation, biological process: T cell receptor signaling pathway; regulation of cytokine production. The coding region runs from base 385 to 954 and encodes 189 amino acids. Gene Ontology annotation, cellular component: external side of plasma membrane. Gene Ontology annotation, molecular function: signaling receptor binding.